Molecule: messenger RNA, 1970 nt
Organism: Microbotryum saponariae
Lineage: Eukaryota; Fungi; Basidiomycota; Microbotryomycetes; Microbotryales; Microbotryaceae
Source: the annotation of a GenBank genome assembly
AUGGCGUCUAUCUCGACUUUACCCCCUCCUCCAUCCUCGUCGUCGUCGUCACCCAAGCCCAAGCUGCGUAACCUCGUCGAUAAACCCUGGGUCAUCCAAAAGUAUGGCGGUACCAGUUUGGGCAAGUUCAUCGAUAACAUCACGAUGCAGAUCAUCCCGUAAGUUGCUGGGACUGUACCAGACCCGGAUCUCUCCUCCGCGAGCUGAUCGUGCUGAGCUCGCCUCUGACCUGUUCGACGUUCGACAGGUCCUACAUCGAAUCCGGGAAUCGAGUCGCCGUCGUCUGUUCUGCACGAUCAGGCGAAUCCAAAUCGACGGGAACGACGAACCUCCUCCUCCGAGCAGCGUUGGAAGCGCUUCGACCACGAACACCGGACAUGUCUUCCUCGAUCCCUUCUCUCCCUCCUACACCGGCACCGAGCACACCGGGCGUCGCUUCCUCGGAUCGUAUCAACCCUUUGACGUCCCAGAUCUUUCAAAGGAGUUCUUCGAACGCCGUCAGUCCCUCACCUGCUUCGAACAACAACACCCGUACCCGGUCGGGAGUCUCGACACCCCAUUCGACACGGUCCAAUUCCUUGGCCGCUUCGAUCUCGUCUCUUCGCGUUCGCGAUAUCGACGAAGGACCCCAAUUGUUCCACGGUACGGUCGACCAAAUCAAACAAGACCACCUCAAGGCCGCACGGAGUUUCAUCAAGGAUCCGCAAAUUUUGGCCGAGCUCGAGGAUGAUCUCGAUUAUGAUUGCGAGAGGUUGAGGAGUUUCCUCCUUGCCGCUCAGAUCAUCGAUGAGAUUUCUUCAAGGAGCAAGGAUAUCAUCAUGGGCGUCGGGGAGAGGUUGUCGUGUCGCAUCGUGGUGGCCGUGCUCAAUGAUCGAGGUGUAGAGGCCGAACUGGUUUCGUUGGAGAAUAUCGUUGAAGGUUCGGUACAGGACGAUGAAGAAGCCAAGGGGGAGUCGAAACAACUCAGUCAGCCGUUCUACGACCGGCUUUCGAAACGCUUGGGCGAACGACUGAACGAAUGCGGUGAUCGAGUCCCCGUCGUCACCGGUUUCUUCGGUGUCGUCCCCGGUUCCCUGUUGGCCCAAGUCGGUCGAGGGUAUUCCGAUCUCUGUGCCGCGCUUUGCGCCGUCGGUGUCGGCGCGUCCGAACUUCAAGUAUGGAAAGAAGUCGACGGCAUCUUUACCGCAGAUCCUAGGAAAGUACCCACGGCGCGACUACUCUCGACGAUCACGCCAGAAGAAGCCGCCGAAUUGACCUACUAUGGAUCCGAAGUCAUCCACCCCUUCACCAUGGAACAAGUCAUCCGAGCAUCGAUUCCUAUCCGAAUCAAGAACGUCGAAAACCCUUCGGGGUCAGGGACGAUCAUCUUCCCCGAUUUAAACUCGACGAAUUCGGAUGAAGGAUCCGAUUCGGAAGAUCCUUCGACCGCUUUCACCACCACGACGCCUACCUCACCUCUCGUGAUCCCUCCUCGUAGGGGUCCUACGGCGAUCACGAUCAAGGAUGAUAUUCUGGUUUUAUCGAUCCGAUCGAAUCGAAAAACGAUCUCGCACGGUUUCUUCGCGAGGAUCUUUGGGACCUUGGACAAGUACGGUGUGAUUGUCGAUUUGAUCUCCACGUCCGAAGUGCACGUCUCCAUGGCGAUCAACGGAUCGAUCCGAGGACCGGUUCUGGAUCGCAUGACGAAGGAGUUGAAAGUCGUGGGGGAGGUUAUCGUCAAUCGGGAUAUGUGCAUCCUCUCCCUCGUAGGCAAACAUAUGAAGAACAUGGUCGGUAUCGCAGGGAAAAUGUUCACCACUUUGGCGGAGGGGAAUAUCAAUAUCGAGAUGAUCUCGCAGGGCGCGAGUGAGAUCAACAUUUCGAGUGUGAUCGAUGGCAGGGAUGCGGUCAAGGCGUUGAAUUUGGUGCAUCACAAGUUGUUGAGUCAGGGCGCGACGUCGGUUAGGGUUAUGGGACCUUGGAUGGUAUGA